UCACACAGUGACACCAUGGGCCUCAACUACUACGCUUCUGCUCCUACCGUCGUGCUCCCAGCGCAGCCUGCGCAUUCCCACUAUGCACCCAAUCAGCGAUCCAAUUCCCCGGGCAUGUACCGCCCCAAGUACCCAACUCCGCCAUCCCUCAACUACCAAGCCGCUGUGUCCAAUUCCACGGCUGGGCGGAAACGAUCCAUCACCGACGUCGACGAACCCGAAGAGAACCGCCCUGUUGGAGCAGUGGUGACCCAGACACCUCAAAAGCCCAGAGCAGAGCCCGUCUUUGGGCCAGGCAUGACUCUCAUCUACCCUGACGAUCCUGGCUUCAGCAUUGCUGCCGAGUCGCAAACCGGCACAUGGUGCGAAGAAAAGAACGAACAACUGGAGAAAGCAGUCCCGGCGGCCCGUCCCAUCGCUGUCUCCCGCAAGUCGCAACGCAUGGAUUCUGCUACCGACAUCACAAUCCCAUCUCUCAACGACACGGCCGCUCAGCAGUCGGGUGCCGUCAUUGACGAGCACGGCCACACCAUCGACGCGCUCAUUACAUCGCUCGGUGUAGGCUGGAAGAACAUCAUGACCAACCCUGUUCUACGCGAUGCAUCGCGCGCCUACUCACGCGUCAUUGAGAACCAUUUCGAUCUCACCGAUGCCACUGUCAUGCUCGAGAAGGAAUCUCUCUCCGCCUACCUCGUCCGCGCCAAACAGCAUGGCGUUCAGGGCUACUGGCUCUUCUCAGACAACCUUCAAUGGUGCCAGUUGGUGGGAUGGUCGCUCGACCGCACAGUCCAAAACCUAAUGGCUGGCCCCGUUCCGCAAGUUGAAGGAGAGCGCAUCAACGCGCGUGCGCGCACUCCGUCUGAGCCCGCAACUCCUCCUUCCCUUGGCAUGGACAUCCCCGUUGCAGUGGCCGACAUCGAUGCCAUGGAAAUGUAA
This is a messenger RNA of Periconia digitata, 936 nucleotides long. NCBI's taxonomy places the organism in Eukaryota, Fungi, Ascomycota, Dothideomycetes, Pleosporales, Periconiaceae. The record is from the annotation of a GenBank genome assembly.